AUGGAGGCUCGGGAGUCCGCGCAGGAGCUCGUGCGCCUCACCCCGCAGCAAGCGACGCGGUGCGCUACCCUCCUGUGCGACGUGAAGGACCUCCCCCUGCCCGAAGGGCUGGUUCACGGCAACCUGAGCAAGGAGGCGCUGCUCAAGAUUCUCCAGGAGCUCGCCCUGAGCGACCCCGGUCUGUUUCUGGAGCGGUUCUGGCGGCACCUUCCCGCGGAGGGCAUUGAGGCGUUUUGGGCCCUGCGGGAGGACUGCCCGAAAGUCGACCACUACACGAACGAGUGGGCGAGGCACCACACGGCAGCGCAGCGCGAAGCAGCCCCCAGCCAGCAGCAGCCGCCCCCCGCGAAGCGCGGCAAGGUCCCGGCGGCCGUCCGCAACCGCCGUCUCGCGGCCAUGCGUCGCCUCGCGCGCGACGAGGGGUACUUCACCGAGGAGGCCAUGAGGCAACGCUGCCCGCUGCUGCACCACUACUACGUUGGGCAGUACGCGGGCGACGCGAACGGCGGCGGCGUGGGGGCGCCUCCGCGCAACGCCGCGGCCCGGCGGCCCGGGGAGCCGCUCGGUGCGGCGCUGAUGCGGCAACAGGACGAGGCGGCGACGAUGCAGCGCAUGGCGAGGGAGCGCGCGGUGGAGCUCGCGCGGGAGCAGAUGGAGGUGGAGAGCGAGUCGGACGACGAGGGGGCGGACGCGGAGGGCCCGCGGGCGCCGGCGACUCCCCCCGGGCGCGGGGGGGGGGUCCGGGGCAGGCGUGAGGAGGCGGAGGAUGCCGGGCCGGUGUCGGAGGAGGAGCGGGCGCUGCUGCGGGGGGAGUUCGAGGACCUCAUGCGGCUGCGGUUCCUGUCCGGCGAGGACGCGGAGUUCGUGGACUACGGGGCGAUUGACGACCCGGGCGGCGACGCGUCGCUGGGGAGCGAGGUGGAGGACUUCGCGGAACGAGACGCGGAGGACGCGUACUUCGGGGAGUAG
This is a messenger RNA of Pedinophyceae sp. YPF-701, 969 nucleotides long. NCBI's taxonomy places the organism in Eukaryota, Viridiplantae, Chlorophyta, Pedinophyceae. The record is from the annotation of a GenBank genome assembly.